CUGGAUUCUAUCAACAUUGCCGCUGAUAAGAAGACCGUUCAUGUCGGCGGAGGCGUAAUCGCUGGCUCGUUGCAGCAAGCCCUUGAGGCAAGAGGGCUCUUUACCCCUACGGGUCAGGUUAAGACUGUGGGCUACGUCAGCUGGGCAUGCGGCGGCGGCUACGGGUUCUACGUUGGAACAUACGGCUUUGGCGUCGAUCAGAUCGUCGGCGCGAGAGUUGUGAUUGUUGAUGGAAAUAUCAUUGAUACCGAUGACGAUAAAGAGCUGCUGUGGGCUCUCCGUGGCGCGGGUGCUGGAACCUUCGGUGUUAUAGUCGAGCUGCCAAUCAAGGUCUACCCGACGCCCAAGAUCUACGCCGGCUUCUUGGGAUUUGCACUCACAGAAGCCGGGGCGGUGUUUAGCAAGUUCCAAGCUCUUGUGAGCGAUAAGUUCCUGACGAGUUCAGCGGUGAUGCCAUAG
This is a messenger RNA of Colletotrichum karsti, 459 nucleotides long. Its product is annotated as Oxygen oxidoreductase covalent FAD-binding site. The record is from RefSeq and is a predicted model, not a curated record. Gene Ontology annotation, molecular function: FAD binding. The transcript has a single exon. NCBI's taxonomy places the organism in Eukaryota, Fungi, Ascomycota, Sordariomycetes, Glomerellales, Glomerellaceae.